CUUAAAAAACAAAACGAAACAGAAAAAAAACGAGGUUUUAAUUGAAAAUAAAGCGAUGCAGUGAAACCCGGAACUACUGAACCGUGCUUAUUUGAUUCACCCAGAAUGCAUUGCGGCAGCCAUCAUGGCGGCUUACUGACAAGGAAAAGCGCAAAAAGACACAUAUAAGGCGGAUAAAACACCAACCCUCGAGCAGAAACUAUGAGCACUCAGUACAGCAUUCUGUUCAAGCAGGAGCAUGCCCAUGACGAUGCCAUCUGGACGGCAGCAUGGGGGAAAAGCGAGAAAGACGGAUCCGAGACCAUCAUCACCGGCUCUCUGGAUGACAUGGUGAAAGUGUGGAAAUGGUCCGAUGAAAAGCUGGAGCUACAGUGGACCCUGGAAGGCCACCAGCUGGGUGUGGUGUCUGUGGACAUUAGCCAUAACGGCGCCAUCGCUGCCUCCAGCUCUCUGGAUGCUCACAUCCGCCUCUGGGACCUGGAGUCUGGCAAACAAAUUAAAUCCAUGGAUGCAGGACCAGUCGAUGCCUGGAGUGUCGCGUUCUCCCCCGACUCAAAAUACAUCGCCACAGGCAGCCACCUUGGCAAGGUGAACAUCUUCGGUGUUGAGAGUGGAAAGAAAGAACACUCCCUGGACACCAGAGGAAAGUUUAUUCUCAGCAUCGCCUACAGCCCAGAUGGAAAAUAUUUGGCCAGUGGUGCGAUCGAUGGAAUCAUUAAUAUCUUCGACAUUGCGACUGGGAAACUCCUGCACACGCUGGAAGGCCACGCCAUGCCAAUCCGCUCGCUAACGUUCUCUCCCGACUCUCAGCUGUUAGUCACGGCCUCGGACGACGGCUACAUCAAGAUUUAUGACGUACAACACGCUAACCUGGCAGGCACUCUAAGUGGCCACGCUUCUUGGGUGCUGAACGUGUCCUUUUCACCCGACAGCACACACUUUGUGUCCAGCUCGUCAGAUAAAAGUGUGAAGGUGUGGGAGGCGAGCACCAGGGCAUGUGUGAACACUUUCUUUGACCAUCAGGACCAGGUCUGGAGCGUGAAGUACAACAGCACAGGAUCGAAGAUCAUUUCGGCUGGAGACGACAGAGCCAUCCACAUAUAUGACUGUCCCAUGUGAAGCACCUUUCACCAUUCCUCUACCAUGCAUCAUACCACAGAGCUUCCUCUCCAGAUUCCUCAUGUCCCUGAUAAUGUUUUCCUCUAGUAUCAACCUCGUAAAGCUACAUAACACACAAAGUCUGCACCCUGCUUCUGUAAUCUAACCCUCAAACACACAUGUGCAGGUAUUGACAAGGCCGUGAGAUUUGUUCAUUCUCCACUUUCAAAACAAUAAAGGUCUUUUU
Molecule: messenger RNA, 1345 nt
Organism: Silurus meridionalis
Lineage: Eukaryota; Metazoa; Chordata; Actinopteri; Siluriformes; Siluridae
Gene: skic8
Product: WD repeat domain 61
Exons: 11
Coding region: 202-1119 (305 amino acids)
Cellular component (GO): Cdc73/Paf1 complex
Molecular function (GO): protein binding
Source: RefSeq, a predicted model, not a curated record